This is a messenger RNA of Bursaphelenchus xylophilus (pine wood nematode), 3723 nucleotides long. The record is from the annotation of a GenBank genome assembly. NCBI's taxonomy places the organism in Eukaryota, Metazoa, Nematoda, Chromadorea, Rhabditida, Aphelenchoididae.
AUGACCCAUGGAGAUCCAACUGGAUCCAAGUACUGGAUUGACUUGUCUUCGUGCGACGGAUUGGGUCGGCUUGAGUUCUCAAGUUUCAAACGACGAAGGUAAGUUCUUCGAAACUAACAACAACGAUAUGGACGACGUUCGACGCUGACUAAGUGUUCCGUUUGGCUGUGACGGCACGCGGGAUAAAUAUAUAUUAUAUAUCCCUUUCGGCCAUCUAUUCUGUCUUCCCGGGGGUUUUAUAUCCCGUUAUGCUCUCGCUACCUCUAUAGACUAGGUCCUAUUCCAGUAAGGCGAGCCAACUGGAAUAGGACCUCUGAUGGAGGAACCACGAAACUGUGGAGGACAAGGUGUUGACCAUCUGGGGACGCGAAUGGAAGAGACCGCACAUCGACUCUCCGACGAGUUCUUCUAGAUUAAAUUACCCGGCUCAGCCUCCAUAUAACGUCUUGAUGCACAUGAAGAGGUCCUCCCUUAUGGUCAAAGGAGACCCUUUGACCGAAGAGUCAAAAGUCAAGGAAGACCUUUGGCCACCGCUCCGAGGGAUAGACACAAAUUAGAAUAGUUUAUUGAGACACAACACAAAACUAGCACUGCUCGACCGAUCAAGCGGGAGACAGAAGAAGAAAUGAGGGCUUUUGGGAUCGAACGGAAGUAUUUAUAGUCCUUGUCUUAUGCAGAUUUCUUGGGAAAUUGGUUGAGAUCCCAACGCUAGAGGUAGACAGACACUUUUAUAAGUAUGCAUAGUCAUUGGGUUAAUUGUGACUUGUAGUUCGAAACUUUCCGUAUAGUUUCGGCCCAUGUCUUCUUAAAUAGCUGAAAGGGUAUUCACAAGGAGCUUUUUCACAAUUUUGUGAUCUUGCUCUCUUGUUUUCGGGCGAAACACCCAAACAAAAUAACGUUUUUUGAUUUUUCUGCAGUUGAGAGGGCUUGAUUUAAAGGGAAGUGCUCAAAGUGCGACGUUCAGAUUUUAAUGAAAUUGGGCACAAACUGAAAUAAGUUUCCAACCUUGUUUUUCGAAGGAAACCCUUAUAUUUUUAGAGCGGGAGUUAACGAAAUAUUAACCCGUUUUUUGUCAGCUUAUGCGUGAAAAGUUUCAGCCUUGCUCUUACCGGUUAGAGCAAUAUUUCUGCAAAAAAUCAGUCUUUUCUACGCGAAAUUGUUGGAGAUACAGGCAAAAAGCGUUCUUCUCUCCGACAAAAUUUGAUAGAAAUUGCGAAAAAAUUGCGUUAAUGACUUGAUAUACUCAUUGAACUGUGUUCAGUUUCAUUGGAGUUUUGGAAACAUAUCGACUUGCGUGAUAACGGCGUUCAAGGUCUUAUCACCAAAGCGGGGGUUUGUUGUUUAACCCGACAUAAAGGCGUUGAACUAUUAGUAGACAUGGCCAAGGGGUCGGGCUUUUACUUCCAGGCCUUCGCGCCCUCCGAUCCAUAUCGCGUCAAGGUCAUCCUCCUAGACAUGGCUUCGGGGUCGAGGCAAAGCUGAAACCGGCCGGGCCGCGAUCCCGGGCCGGCCAACGAGUCAUGUCUAAUGCCGCCCGGGCUUUUUUUGAUUUGUCAUCCGGCCCUGAUUCUUUUACCUAAUGUUUUGUUUUGAGGUUACCUGAAAAGUGGGCGGGAGACAUUUUAGUUCUAUUUUGGGUUGCCGUGCAACAAAUGCUGGGCCACUAGCCCUGUUUACACUCUUUUACACUUUUUACAUCGAUAAUUUUGCCGUCCAUUCAUCAGCCAAUUUUAAUUGCAAUUUCAGCCAAAAAAUCAUGAUUUUCCUCCUCAUCCUCUCCGCAAUUUCCCUCCUUCUCUUCUACAACUACUACUACAAACGUCGGGAUCUCCCGCCCGGCCCGGCUCCCCUCCCAUUCGUCGGGAAUCUGCUCGAUUUAGACAGAGAAGAGCGUUGGGAGGACAAGUUCAUCGAAUGGACUCAACAAUACGGCCCAGUUUACACGUACUGGCUGGGUGAAAUGCCAAUAGUCUCAGUUUGUGGGUACCAGGAGAUGGUUAAGUACUUUGUGAAGAAUGCUGACGUCUUUUCGGAUCGUGUGCGAACGAACAGUGCGCUCGAUCAGGCCCGAGGGGGGACCUUUGGAGUGGUCUUCAACAGUGGCGAGCCUUGGCGGGAAUAUCGCCGAUUCGCGUUGAAGGUGUUGAGAGAUUUUGGACUGGGGAAAAAUCAAAUGGAAGAGAGGGUAAGUUGCUAAAAUUGAGGCGAGAAUAAGAGCUCAAUAUUGGUACCAUUCAUGGCAAAAAGUCUUUGGAAUUUCCUGCUACUCUUUACUAUACAUUUUACCCGAUAAUUCGACAGUCGGGCCGCCAUACGAUUUUGUUGAAGUGCCUUGUCUUACUAGUCACCCGCACUAAACCGAGAUCGACUCAAGUUCGCUCUUCCUCGGACAGAUUUGUCAUCCAAUGCAACUCAUUUCAGAUCCAAGCCGAAGUGCAGAACCUAAUUGAAAAAGUGAACGGUCAACUGGACUCCGAUGAAAUCGACUUUUUCAAGUACACCGACAUUGCGGUUGGCUCCAUUAUCAACGCGAUCGUCGCCGGCUACAGAUUCACCGAGGGGCGCGAAGAGGAGUUCUAUCUUUUGAAGGAUUUAUCGACCGCUUUCAUGCGGGCGUUCGGCACCGCCAGAGCCAGCUUGGUGUUGAACAACCCGAAACUAAUGCAGGUCCCAAUCCUCAACUCCAAAGCCAAGGAGACCGUACGAAUAUUGCUGGAGUUGUUCGCCUUCCUUGACCGACAAAUCGAGGAGCACUUGGCCGAUAACGACUACACACAAGACCUGGAGCCCAACAGCUUCAUUGACGCGUAUUUGUUGGAACGCCAGAGGCAUAUUCAAAAGGUUGGUGGGGAAUUCUCAUCAAGAAACCUUUGUUUAGAAUAGCUCGGAAGGAUACUACAAUUUCCCCGAACUCCGCAACAUUUGCAUGGACUUGUGGAUGGCGGGACAAGAGACAACCUCCUCGACGCUGACCUGGGUCAUCGCUUAUUUGAUCAGGUAUCCGGAGAUCCAAGAGAAGGUGCAAAAAGAGCUGGAUGCGGUGGUUGGAAGCAAUCGAAUGGUUGGCAAUGCGGACAGACCCGAUUUGCCCUACACCAAUGCUGUUAUUAUGGUGAGUUCAGGUCGUAGAGAGAAAUUUUAGAGCCAGUUUACGGUGAAUAGAGGGGAUUGGAGGUCAAGACUUGACCGUUCAGAUUUGAUCAAACUUUCUGGCCAAAUUUGGCCAAGGCUAGGUUUAAUCGGACCUGCCAACUCUCAACCUCUUCAAAAUGGCAAUGCAAUUUUCAUUUUUGCGAUAAUACCAUCAAAUUUCAGGAAAGUCAACGCUGCUGCAACUUGGUCGCCCAGAACAUCACCAGAUGCUUGCCGAGAGACGUCGAAAUUGAUGGCCGACACUUCAAAAAGGGCACCAUUUUCACCCCACAAAUCUCGGUCGUCAUGCGCGACCCAAAAGUCUUCCCCGAGCCCGAGAGAUUCAAUCCCGACCGAUUUAUCGACGAAAACGGGAAGCUGCGACAAGUGGACGAGCUGAUUCCGUUCUCCAUUGGCAAGAGGAUCUGUUUGGGUGAGGGAUUGGCGCGAAUGGAGCUGUUCCUCUUCACCGCCAACCUCUUCAACCAGUACAAGUUCUUGCCCGGAAAAGUCCCGCCGACCCUGAAGAGAAUCAGCGGCGCUGGGACAGUGAUUCAACCUUAUAAUUGUAAAGUGGUGUUGAGAAGAUAA